AUGACGGCCGUUGUGAGCACGGCGCCGUUCGCGGUUGUCGACCCCCUCGCCCAGAAGGUCAAGGAGAGUGCAGCCGUCAAUGUGAACGAAAUCGACGUCAGCAACACCGACAGGUUCAUGGUCCACUCGCCAUACACGGAUCCGGAGCACUUGCUAGACCUCGAAACUCUCGACGACGAGAACGCCCUCCUCGCCAGGGCAUUGUCUCAUAUGAAGUGCCUUCGUGCGGACUACGCCACAGCCGACUACGUCGAGUCCUUCAAUUGGGGGGAAGUCAUGGGUGAACUCAAAAACCUUGUCCAAUCCACAGGAAAAACGUUCAAGGAAACUUCCUUUUACAUUGUCGCGUUUCGCUCAACGAUUCCGCCGUCGACAGUUUACGAAGACCUCGGCGUUCUGGACAAGGCAGCGCAUGCUGAGGCCAACCAAUUUGGAGGGUUCCUAAAGGCAAGCCGUGCGACAGCGUCCAUGUACUCGUUCUGGCGGAUCGACCGACACCGAUUGGUCGUCCGUGAUGGCGCUGAGAGCUGGGAAAUCGUCAACUGGGUUGACUAA
Messenger RNA from Colletotrichum spaethianum, 555 nucleotides. RefSeq names its product UPF0644 protein. NCBI's taxonomy places the organism in Eukaryota, Fungi, Ascomycota, Sordariomycetes, Glomerellales, Glomerellaceae. The transcript is spliced from 2 exons. The coding region runs from base 1 to 555 and encodes 184 amino acids. The record is from RefSeq and is a predicted model, not a curated record.